Molecule: messenger RNA, 723 nt
Organism: Paraglomus occultum
Lineage: Eukaryota; Fungi; Glomeromycota; Glomeromycetes; Paraglomerales; Paraglomeraceae
Source: the annotation of a GenBank genome assembly
AAGCAUUUCAUUGCUAUACCGCGUGACCUAAAGUCACGCACUCAUAUGACCGAGCUAAGUACACCUAUAGUAUCUCAUCCCAAAGAGGCUUCAUUGGAAACGGUAUCAGCAAAUAAUAUCUCUCGAGAAACUAAGAUCUCAUCCACACCUCAGUCGUCGUUAUGUCCAGCAUGUAAAUUAAGUCAUAAGGAUGAGAAAAGUAUAAGAGGUAGAUAUGAAGCUGGGUUUUAUUUUAUUAAAUGUGGGCAACAAGAGAUUGAAAUAACUGCCAAGAUAUUAACUGAUGACUAUUGCAAAUGGCAUGCUAAUUUAGUUGAUUUACCAAGUUUUCAGACAGAAAAAAUUCGUUCUAGAUUAUAUAGAGCAUACACGGAAGAGACUGGACUCGAUCCUUGGAUAAAGUCUGAAGCUUCUAAAUCCUCACAAAGUGAAAAUGCUGAUAAUCAUAUCAUAGAAGACAAGGCUGAGAAAAAUAGGUGGGCCAUGGGGUGUUUUCGUGGGGAUUUGGAAAGAGAUAUACGUUUCUAUCGUGGUGGAAUAGAAAGAAAAGAAGACCCUAGAAAAUAUCGUAAAUUUUUAACAGAUCGGGAUGGGCUGGUCGGUGAAGAGUUAUUACGUCAAGGUAUACUAAAAAGUGGUUUGAGUACUGCAUGGCUUGAUGAUCUUAUGGAAGAAUGGGAAAAAAUCCAUGCUCAAUUCAUACAAAUUUUUAGCCAGGCAUAG